Messenger RNA from Penicillium waksmanii, 552 nucleotides. RefSeq lists its product as uncharacterized. The coding region runs from base 1 to 552 and encodes 183 amino acids. The record is from RefSeq and is a predicted model, not a curated record. The transcript has a single exon. Lineage: Eukaryota; Fungi; Ascomycota; Eurotiomycetes; Eurotiales; Aspergillaceae.
AUGGUUGCGCAGGUGGAGGAUUUCAUCGAGGUAUGGAUGCUAGCCAGGAAGACGAUGACUGAAAAUGAAUACAGCACCUGCUUGAAGCAUUUGGAUUGUAUAGAAAAUAUGAUUGAGAAAAGCGAAUAUUUGAGCGAUUGUUUCGACGUAGUCGAACAAAUCAAAAUCAUUCGCCAGAAAUGUCACGAGGGGCAGUCUAUUGUCAAUCGACUCUAUGCUCAGGCCGACGCUGUAUUGAACGCGGACUUCGAUCGCGCCCGUUCUAUCAUUGACGAACUCUCGAACACUGUCCCAGGGUCCAGUGGAAGUUUCCAAACGAUGUAUCACACUGUCGACUUGGAAUAUCUGGCAAGAGAGCUAAUGGACGCGAGAAAGGUCCAAGACCUUUCGAGAGUAAGAGAUCUGCACUCCAAGUACACUAGCAUCUGGUAUGACCGGAAGAAUAAGCUUUCGCGCAUCGAAGAAAUAGAGAGUGCGAUUGCAGAGAAUCUGGAGUGGUUUCCAACAAUCUCUCGACCGGAAGCUGUGGAAAGCCGGCAUCGAGCUCUGUGA